Messenger RNA from Carassius auratus (goldfish), 1178 nucleotides. Its product is annotated as ADP-ribosylation factor 4-like. Lineage: Eukaryota; Metazoa; Chordata; Actinopteri; Cypriniformes; Cyprinidae. The record is from RefSeq and is a predicted model, not a curated record. Gene Ontology annotation, molecular function: GTPase activity; GTP binding. The transcript has 5 exons. The coding region runs from base 99 to 644 and encodes 181 amino acids.
AAGCCUAUAUAAACAAACACGCACACUAAACAAACACUAACCAGUCUGACUCUUGAACAGUAAGCAUUAACAGCUUUUGUAUCUUGCUGUAUCAAAACAUGGGCAUUUUCUUCUCCAACCUUUUCUCGCGUCUCUUGAAGAAGAAAGACAUGAGGUUGCUUAUGGUUGGUCUGGAUGCAGCAGGAAAAACAACAGUCCUCUACAAACUCAAACUUGGUGAAGUUGUCACAACUAUUCCAACUAUUGGUUUUAAUGUGGAGACGGUUGAUUAUAAAAACAUCUCGUUCACUGUUUGGGAUAUUGGUGGUCAGAGUUUAAUUCGAGGUCUCUGGAGACAUUACUAUCACAACACUCAGGGUCUGAUCUUUGUGGUGGACAGCAGUGAUCGUGACCGGAUUGAAACAGCAGCAGAGGAACUAAAGGCGAUGCUGGCGGAGGACGAGAUGAGAGACGCGGUUCUGUUAGUUCUUGCUAACAAACAGGAUUUACCCAAAGCCAUGCCGGUCCCCGAGCUGACAGACAAACUGGGUUUACACACACUGAGAGGACGACAGUGGUUUGUUCAGGCCACAUGUGCGGUUCAAGGGUCAGGUUUAUAUGAAGGACUGGAUUGGCUCUCGGAUCAACUGUCCAGACGACCGUGAUGCUGGAACUUUACUUUGGGGUUUUUGUGGCCUGAUACUUCAACACUAACACAUCCUGUGAUUGAAUGUAACAGCCUCCAGCUGUUUAUUAUCUGAAAUGCAUUUUUGAUUUAUUAAUGUUAAAUUAUAAAAGGCACAUUCUAUCGGUUCUAUGAGGUUACUUCUGAAAACAUGUUUUAACACACUGAAAGAAACAAACUUUGAAUGACUUCUGUUUAUGUGUUUGGUUUUAUCUGGAUUUUGAAAGAAUAAGCUGAUGUCUGCCUGAGAAUUAUAUAUGUAUGUGUGUGUGUGUGUGUGUGUGUGUGUUUCCUACUCCAAUAAAUAAUUUAUUUAUUUACAAACAUUAGUAUUCUUAUGUCUUAUUUUAAUGUAAUAUUAAAUAGAAAAAUGCAUGCGAAAGAAAGAAUGUUUUGCACAGUUAUGAUUGAUUGAUGUAAGAUGUAUCAGAAUGUAAACAUGUUCUUAAUAUUACGUUUUUAUGAUACAUCAGGAAAAAAACUGAUCCAAUAAAUGAUGAAUUCAUGCAAAAAA